AAUGCUUUCGUGUCAUUGGCUAGACUGUGUCCCGCCCCACCAAGUCAUCCAAUCCACUAUUGGUCCAGCUGAAGAAUUUGACUGGGGUUUAAGGUCUGAGCGGCGAUGGCGGCAGCCGCAGCUAGUAGGGUAGUUGGGGCAAAGCUGGGCCUGCGUGAGAUUCGCAUCCACUUGUGCCAGCGCUCGCCUGGCAGCCAGGGCGUCAGGGACUUUAUCCAGAAACGCUACGUGGAGCUGAAGAAGGCGAACCCUGACCUUCCCAUUCUAAUCCGGGAAUGUUCUGAUGUUCAGCCCAAACUGUGGGCCCGCUAUGCAUUUGGCCAAGAAAAGAAUGUCUCCUUAAACAACUUCAGUGCUGAUCAAGUCACCAGAGCCCUGGAAAAUGUGCUAAGUGGCAAAGCUUGAAGCCUUCACUGAGGAUUAUGACCAAGAGCCCCUGAACCUGGGCUCUGCAGGACAGUACAGUGGGAAAAUGUGUUCUCUUAUAAAGCUUGUGCUGUAAAAUACUGA
Molecule: messenger RNA, 510 nt
Organism: Cavia porcellus (domestic guinea pig)
Lineage: Eukaryota; Metazoa; Chordata; Mammalia; Rodentia; Caviidae
Gene: Ndufa2
Product: NADH:ubiquinone oxidoreductase subunit A2
Exons: 3
Coding region: 106-405 (99 amino acids)
Source: RefSeq, a predicted model, not a curated record